Haliotis rufescens (red abalone) is the source of this 1451-nucleotide messenger RNA. RefSeq lists its product as uncharacterized. The transcript has 5 exons. NCBI's taxonomy places the organism in Eukaryota, Metazoa, Mollusca, Gastropoda, Lepetellida, Haliotidae. Bases 444 to 785 code for a protein of 113 amino acids. The record is from RefSeq and is a predicted model, not a curated record.
ACGAUGAAUGAUCAUCUGACAUGUUGCCUAUUUCAAUAUAAGAAUAUGCUUAACAUUGUUGGAAUAGCAUGAUUACAAAAAUCUGCCCUUCAAAACUGUAUUACCCAUUGGUUUAUUACAUUCGUUUGGUAUCGUAAUUUUUCAAAUAAGAUUUCAAGGUCGCCCUUGAUGUAUCACAGGCAAGUGCAUUUUCAAGUGAGUGAGUGUACGACUGUAGCAUUUUACAGUUAACAUUACAUAAAAAUACAUUGGUGGUUAUGCAUUUUCUACACUAGAUAUCGAUGAAUGUGAAGCAACUGAUGCCACCAAACAUGACUGCCACGAACAUGCAGACUGUUUUAAUACGCCUGGAUCCUUCACCUGCUCAUGCAAGUCUGGCUAUGUUGGAGAUGGAAAGACCUGUACACUUGGCGUGUGCUCCUCUAAUGGCAACGAAUGUUUAAAUGGUGGGACAUGUAAUAUCCCCUCGGGCUGAGCUGCUAGUACAUGUAGCUGUGCAGCUGGAUUUACUGGUACACUUUGUGAAAGCAACAUUGAUGAGUGCAGUACAAGUGCUGAUGACUGUGAUACAAACGCUGACUGCACAAACACGGAAGGAUCCUUCACCUGCACAUGCAAGUCUGGCUAUGUUGGAGAUGGAAAGACUUGCACAGAGGGUGUGUGUUCUUAGGGAGGGACAGAAUGCAUCAAUGGAGGAACAUGUGACACAAGCAGCACUCCUACCACGUGUGAAUGUGCGGACGGUUACACAGGAGACACCUGUCAGAAUGCUGGAGGUACGGUGAAGAUUUCAGCAUACCUAAUGGCGUUGACUGUUCUCACCUUUUUCGUCAUCCUGUGAAAUGACCACACACUGACUGCCGCAACCUGCUUGAACUGCGUUCUUGUUUGAAGUGUUGAAAUGAAAUAUGCUGAUGAAAGAAAUUAGGGAACAAAAUUUAAGCGAGUCAUGUGAUGUUCGGCAAUGUAUUCAUCACACCAGAUACUAAAAUGUCACUCACUGAAAUGAUUUUAAAUCAAAGAUAUUUACAUUUAAGUAAACAUUUUCUGCUAUAAUUACAAGGUUUCGUUAUUUUGCUAUAUGUGUAUACCAUUGCUAACGUAUUCCGUUUUGUUCGAACAAAGUAUGUAUUAGUUUGUUGUGUUCACUUCCGUGUUCUGUUACCAUACAAUGGUGACUUUUGAUUCACGUGGAAUAAUCACUGACUAUGUACUGAUUGUUAUCAUCUCACUGUAGGUAAAAAGGCAAAAUUCCUCCCUGCAUACUUCGGCUACUGAUAACAUGUUACUGAUGACGUGGACCUCUCUUCGAGUGACCACUGACACAAAGUAAAUGUGAUCUACUUUUUACCUAUAGUGGCACAGUGACACUCAAUAUCCACUUAAAAAUCUUCAGAUGUACAGUCAUGUUUUAUUUCCAAUUUUUGUAACUCUUAACGAAUAAACAUCAA